CUUUCUGUCGUGGGAUCUGGCAACCCUCGCCUGACGCCCAGUGGUGACGCAGCGUCAGCUGUCCGUGUUUGUUUAUUACACGGGAGGUGUUGUGGCGGCUUUGGAGCUAAAAUAGCAUCAUUACUAAACUUUCAAGAAUGAUUUAAUGACGCAGUGAGAGGCAGUGAGAUGGCGGUGUGUGCUCUGUCCAUGUUGGAUGGCUUGGGCGAUGAGGCCACGGCGCUGGGAGGUGUGCUCAUUCUGCUCCUGGCGCUGGUCCUGGCCUGGCUCUCCACCCAUGUGGCUGAUCGCGGCGAUCACAUCCUGGGUACCAUCCUCACCGUGGGUGCCCACGCCUCACUCAUUGGCCUAGGAGGCCAUGACGGCUAUGCGGUUGCUCCAUCCAGCUCGGAGUCAGGUGAGCAGCAGAGCGAUGAGACAACAGACGAGGACAAACAGGAGGAUGACGAGGAGGAGGGAGAAGGAGGAGAGGAGCUGCUGGAUAUCCAAGGAGGCAGGAAGAAAAUGUGCCAAGAGCGUGAGGGAGAGAAUGAGGGCACCGAGGAUGAUGAGGAUGAGGGCGCAAGCAUCACGGUGCGACUGAAGUUUCUGAAUGAUACAGAGGAGUUGGCUGUGCUGAAGCCUCAGGAUACAGUCGGAGAGCUGAAAAGUAAGUACUUCUCUGGGCGUGAGCGUCAGAUCAAGCUAAUCUAUCAGGGACAGCUGCUUCAGGACCCACGACGCACAAUGCUCUCCCUCAACAUCACCCACAACAGCGUGCUGCACUGCCACAUCUGCCAAGCUCAGACUCCAGCCCUGCCCCAGGCUGAGCCAGACGACGAGCUGCGCGCUCAAGCCGGAGCGGGAAUCAGCGGGGGCCUGCGCUCGGCUGCUCUCACGUUCAGCACAGGCAGCCUGGUGGUCCCGGUGUUUGUAGUGCUGUUAGCCGUGGUCUGGUAUUUCCGUUUCAACUACCGACAGCUGUUCACGGCGCCGGCCACCGUCUCUCUGGUGGGAGUCACCGUCUUCUUCAGCUUCCUCAUCUUCGGCAUGCACAGCCGCUGAGGAUACAGACAGAAGAAAGAAAGACGAAAGGAGGCGGGGUGUUGGGAGAGAGGUGAAAAGAAAUCGGGGUAAAAGAUGGCAUAUUCACUCUGUCUGUUGAAAUGCAUUUAAUGGAAGGAAUAUGAAGUGAAACAGCAGCAGCUGAGUGACAAAGAGUAGGAACGGUAGCAGACAAAGUACUCAGGGAGCCUUAUGGCUUCUGGUGCCAUUUAGAUGCCUGGUGUGUCUGUGUGUGUGUGUGAGAGAGAGAAGGAAAGUGUGAGUGAGUGAGUGUGUGUCUGUGUUUAAGGAUUUACUUGUGGGUGAGUAGAGAGUAAUGAUGCUGUAAUUAUGCUUUAGAUUCAUGUAAUCUUUAUAGUAAUUUAAUCUCAACACGAGGCCUAAUUUGUCCUCAAUUAUUGUUUCAGCUCUUGCUGGCCUUUUCAUGGAUUAACCUCUAUGCCAGUUUUAUUGUCAGUAUGUCUGAAAGCAAAAGCUCCAGUCUAAUCUCUGUCUGUCAUAUCUGUAGCAUACAAGAAAUUCAACCUGUUUCUCUGCCCUGAGAAAAGAAAUAUGCGGCCAUAUUAUCUGAAAUCAAAUAAGAAGCCUUACUAAAGCUGUUUUAUCAUUGUUUUUACUGCAAUUCAAGACAGUAUUCCACAAAAAUGUUACAUGUAAAUUGACAAGUUUAUUGAUAGAAUUUAACAACUGCCCUUUAUAACAGAUUCAAGUAAAUACAAGAUGUGAUAGAUGGACGUUAGGUUGGAAUGUGCUGGAGUAUUUUGUUAAUGACUGAUUUGUUUCUUUACAUGCAUCACUUCAGCAGUCAACUGACCACACAAUGCACAAACCAGUAAAACCGAGGGUCGUAUUUGUAACCAAAACUUUAACAAAUAAUCUUAAUUUCAUAAUAACAGAGCUCAGUUUUGUGUUAUGUUAAUUUAGCAUAUUUAUUUUUGGAUUAAAUUUUGUCUAAUUAAUGAGUGUGCAUAGCAUACCAGCUAAUGGUCCUUUGUUUCAGCUCACAUUUCAUUUUUGUUCUACAGUAUUACCUUUGAGGGGAAAAAACAUUAUCUUAGUUUCUGUACUUGGAAAUAUUUGUUCUUUAGCAAUACACAUUGUGCUCUGUGCGCAUGAGAAUCAAGUUAUUAUUAAAAAAAUACAGGGAUAACAAAUGAUAACUAAGUUCUGUAAAUAAAUAGUGUAUUCUGUAUAUAAUAUAAAAAGGUGAAAAUUAAAACUCAGAAAACGUU
Molecule: messenger RNA, 2276 nt
Organism: Pangasianodon hypophthalmus (striped catfish)
Lineage: Eukaryota; Metazoa; Chordata; Actinopteri; Siluriformes; Pangasiidae
Gene: tmub2
Product: transmembrane and ubiquitin-like domain containing 2
Exons: 3
Coding region: 169-1044 (291 amino acids)
Molecular function (GO): protein binding
Source: RefSeq, a predicted model, not a curated record